AUUUUCAAAUUUCAACAUAUUUACGAACUUCGACAAAAGACAAAGAACUAAAUGAGAAAUAACAACGACAAAAAUAUAAUAUAAAAUGAUUUCAAAAAAUAAAAUAAAAUAAAAUAAAAACCAACUCCGCUCUAAGCACCUCAUAUAGUUUUGCUCUGCUCCAAUAUCUCAUAAAUCUGGUGAACAGAACAAUCAUUACUUGCAGUAGUUCACCUUAUCUCUCUUUUUCCCUCUUAUCUCUCUAUCCUAUGAAUAGGCAUUUUUCAUAAGCAUACUCAGAGAAAAAAGAAAAACCCAAAAAACCAUGACUUUUAGCAGAAGCAACCUCUUAAAACAUUUCCUCUUACAUCUUCUUCUCCUUCUUCUCCCUAAACUCCUCCAAGCUCUUAACACUGAUGGUGUAAUUUUACUCUCUUUCAAAUAUUCCAUCCUCAAUGACCCUCUCUCUGUUCUACGCAACUGGAACUACGACGACGAAACACCAUGUUCCUGGACAGGUAUCACUUGUACGGGGCUUGGGAAUCCAAACUCUCCAGACAUGUUUAGAGUUACAAGCUUGGUUCUUCCAAACAAACAGCUUCUUGGUUCUGUUUCUCCAAGCUUGUUUUCAAUCCCAAAUCUAAGAAUCUUGGAUCUCUCCAACAAUUUCUUUCAUGGGUCACUGCCGGAUUCAGUCUCCAACGCUACUCAGCUUCGUGUUCUGUCCUUUGGGAACAACAACGUUUCCGGUGACUUGCCUGAUCGUAUCAGCAACAUGGCUACUCUCCAGCUUUUGAAUCUCUCCGCUAACGCCUUCACCGGUAAAAUCCCUCAAAACCUCUUACUUCUCAAGAAUCUGACGGUUCUGGAUCUUUCCUCAAAUCUUCUUGACGGAUCCAUUCCUCCGGAUUUCAAAGGAACAAGUCUCCAUUACCUCAACCUAUCACACAAUAAACUCACUGGCGUUAUUUCUCCCGUUUUCGCCGAGAAAGUUCCAGCAACCGCCAUUAUCGAUCUCUCCUUCAACAAUCUCACAGGACCGAUCCCUAGUACCCCACCAAUGCUUAACCAAAAGACCGAGUCUUUUUCUGGCAAUCUAGGCUUGUGUGGACAGCCAUUGACGACCCUCUGUUCAAUCCCUUCUACUAUUUCAGACCCACCAAAUAUCUCUGACACUACUUCACCAGCUGCAAUAGCAGUCAUGCCCAGAACUUCACCUCCAACGAACCCUUCACCAGAAUCACCAAACCAAACAGCCAAAAGCAAACUAAAGCCAAGCACCAUCGUUGGAAUCACAGUUGCAGAUAUAGCUGGUCUAGCUAUCAUUGGCAUGUUCAUCCUCUACCUAUACCAGCUCAAGAAACGAAGAAGCUACCAAGAGUACAGCACUUUCAAAGUCUUGAAAGACUGUCUGGACAAAAACGAUACAUGGUCCGAAAAGAAACCGAGUCACAACCCGAAACAGAGCGUAUCCGAAUCGGAGAACACGAAAUCUCCAGAUGCGAAAACGAGAUGGGGCUCGUGCAUAAUCAGAAAAUACGACGAGACAUCAUCAGAAGCUAAUAGCUCUGAGAGUGACUUAGAGAACCAGCUUCAAGACGAAAAGACCAUUGAGGCGUUUAAUCGAACAGAUGGUGGACGAUUGAAACACAACUCUCGAACUCAACUUGUCACCGUCGACGGAGAGACACAUCUGGAGCUAGAUACUCUACUAAAGGCGUCUGCUUACGUUUUGGGGACUAGCGGAAGCGGAAUCGUGUAUAAAGCGGUGUUAGAGAACGGCGCGGCUUUUGCAGUGCGGCGGAUCGGAGCGGAGAGUUGUACGGCGGCAAAAUUGAGGGAGUUCGAGCGGGAAGUUCAGGGAAUCGCUAAGCUUCGACACCCAAAUCUCGUUAAAGUUCGUGGCUUCGUAUGGGGGAACGAAGAGAAGCUUCUCAUCUCCGACUAUGUCCCAAAUGGAAGCCUACAUUUUUCCUCCAUCUACGUAAAAUCAGGCUCGUCUUCUACAUCUUCGCAAACCCCUCUCUCCUUUGAGGCACGGCUCAAGAUAGCAAGAGGCAUAGCUCGAGGAAUUGCCUACAUCCAUGACAAGAAGCAAGUGCAUGGCAAUAUCAAGCCAAAUAACAUUCUCUUGGACUCCGAGUUUGAGCCAAUAAUUACAGAUAUGGGUGUUGACCGCCUAAUGACUCAAGCCCAUUCACUCACGGCUGGCCCAACAUCGAGCUCACAGCACCAUCCACCAGAAUGGUCUACAAGCCAGAAACCAAACCCCAAAUGGGACGUCUAUUCCUUUGGUAUCAUACUUUUGGAGCUUCUCACUUUCUUGGUCGAUCAAGAUUUGGUUCGCAAUUCGGAGAUCGAUGAGAAAAGUUGGUUGUUGAGGUUGGUUGAUGGGACGAUUAGGGCUGAAGUGGUUCACCGUGAGGAUGAGACGGUCACAUGCUUUAAGUUAGGCUAUGGUUGUGUAUCUUCCUUGCCUCAAAAGCGACCGUCCAUUAAGGAAGUGGUGCAAGUGCUAGAGAAAAUGUUUGUUUAGCUGUUUAUUAAUUUAGCAAAAUUAGCAUGAAUUAGU
Eutrema salsugineum is the source of this 2551-nucleotide messenger RNA. Its product is annotated as receptor protein kinase-like protein At4g34220. Gene Ontology annotation, biological process: protein phosphorylation. NCBI's taxonomy places the organism in Eukaryota, Viridiplantae, Streptophyta, Magnoliopsida, Brassicales, Brassicaceae. The record is from RefSeq and is a predicted model, not a curated record. Gene Ontology annotation, molecular function: protein kinase activity; protein binding; ATP binding.